Uranotaenia lowii is the source of this 586-nucleotide messenger RNA. RefSeq lists its product as uncharacterized. The coding region runs from base 164 to 394 and encodes 76 amino acids. NCBI's taxonomy places the organism in Eukaryota, Metazoa, Arthropoda, Insecta, Diptera, Culicidae. The transcript has 3 exons. The record is from RefSeq and is a predicted model, not a curated record.
UUUUUUGCAAAAAGUAAAAAAAACGUUUCAGCGCAUCUGGCAUCCCUGGGCAGACUGUCAUUCGAGAGCUGGAAAGAUUUUUGCGGAUUUUACUGAUUCUCAAUUCUGUUCGGUGUCUUUGCUGCAUUUCUGGUCCGUGUGCUGAACAAGUAAUAAAUCCAAAAUGUCGGAUCCUGCUCCACGCCCCAUGAAGUUCCCUUACACCAUGUCGGCUCAAAUCGCCCAGUUUCCGAUUAAGCACUACUUCAACAAUCAAUGGAUUUGGCGCUACUACUUCAUUGCAUUCGGCCUUUCCAUUCCUCUGUUCUACAAAAUAAGCAAGCUCGCCAACUCGCCCGGAAAUGUUGCUAAGUGGGCCGAAUCAAAACGCAAGGAACACGCAGAGCAUCACUAAUCCUGACGCCAUGUCCCGAAUCGUCUAGCAUCGAUGUUGUGGUUGAGUGUUUGAGCAACAUGGCAAGGUGCUGAUAAAAAUAUAAAUAAAUUGGAAACUGUAUUUGGUUAUCAAAAUGUCAUCAUUGAUCCUUAAUGAAAAAGAAUAAUAUUGAAGACCUGAAAUAAAUGUAGUGAUACGUUCCCCAAAACA